Molecule: messenger RNA, 2574 nt
Organism: Pseudoliparis swirei
Lineage: Eukaryota; Metazoa; Chordata; Actinopteri; Perciformes; Liparidae
Gene: baiap2l1b
Product: BAR/IMD domain containing adaptor protein 2 like 1b
Exons: 14
Coding region: 335-1840 (501 amino acids)
Biological process (GO): actin crosslink formation; positive regulation of actin filament polymerization; actin filament bundle assembly
Cellular component (GO): cytosol; nucleoplasm
Molecular function (GO): protein binding
Source: RefSeq, a predicted model, not a curated record
CUCCCCACCUUCACGGGCCUGCCCGCCCUCCUCUGAACUAACCACCUCCAACAAGUUUGACAGCUCAGCUUUUCUCCGCGUCUCCUGCAGCAGCAGCAGCAGCAGCAGUCUCUCCUUCUCUGGACUUUUCUUCGUCCCUCGCGCUCAGCUUUGAUCUUUUGCGUCGGCAUGUGUGCGUCUCGCGUCUCCUGCUGGAUAUGAGGAGUUGCAUGUGUCCCUAGGUGUUGGUCACUUUUCCCUGUUGGAUUUUUUUGGGGGAGGUUUUGACGUCGGUUUAGUUUUAUAUAAUAAUUUUUUUAAAUAAUCUGUUGAAGCGAGUGGACCUAAGUGAAACAUGUCGCGGAGCGUGGACGAGGUGAACAAGCUCACCGAGAGCACAUACAAGAGUGUGAUGGACCAGUUCAAUCCAGGACUGAGGAAUCUGGUCAACCUGGGAAAGAACUAUGAGAAAGCAGUGGCUGCAAUGAUCCUGGCGGGAAAGUUGUAUUUUGAUGCAAUGUCUAAGAUUGGGGAGAAUGCUGCAGUGUCUCCCGUCUCCAGAGAAUUAGGUGUUGUGCUCAUGGACAUCUCAGAGGUCCACAGAAAGGUUCAUAUUGAGCUGGAAGAAAAUUUUAAGAGGUUCCACAGGGAGAUAAUAUCCGAGCUGGAGAGAAAGACUGACAUGGAUGUGAAAUACAUGACAGCCACGUUCAAGAGGUACCAGAUUGAGCACAAGAUGAAGCAGGAGUCUCUGGAGAGAUCCCAGUCGGACCUGAAGAAGCUGAGGAGGAAGAGCCAAGGCAAGAACGCCAACAAGUACGAGAACAAGGAGAGCGAGUGCCUGGAGACGUUGACCAGCCGUCAGAUGGACAUCCAGCUGUUCAUCGCAGACGGCUGUAAGGAGGCUCUGCUGGAGGAGAAGAGACGCUUCUGUUUCCUGGUGGACAAACACUGCAUCUUCUCCUACCAGUUUGCGUCCUUCCACGAGAAGGCCAGAGACAUGCUGACGGCGAAGCUAAACAGCUGGCAGGACCAGUGCAACGACGCCGCCGACAUGCCCGACAGCAUCACGACCAUGAUCGAGGGCCUGCGCACGCCCAUCACCAUCACCCCGCUGCCCUCUCCCUCCCCGUCCCGGCACAGCAUGCAGAACACGUCCACUCCUCCGGCCCCGCCGCUGAAGGCUCACACCAGUCCUCUGGCUAACAUGUUCACCCAGGAGAACCACACUGCCACGGUCACCAGCACCACCAACAACAGCAUAGACCACGGGAGCAGCGAGGAGAACAAUCUGGCGAGGUGCGUGUCCGUCGCCACCGGCCUCAACAAUAUCGUGAAGAGGCCGCGGGUGCGCACCAUCUUCCCCCACAAUGCCGGCAACAACAACACGCUGCUCGGCUUCGAAGAGGGAGACGUCAUCGCCCUGCUCAUCCCCGACGAGAGAGACGGCUGGAUGUACGGCGAGCUGGAGAAGAGUGCAAAGAGGGGCUGGUUCCCUUCGUCCUACUGCCAGGCGCUCUCCGAGCCUCUCGCGAAUAACAACAGCGUGUCUGGGGUCCCGCACCGCAGUAGAAGUGUGGUCAACCUCCACCAUCAGGACACGGAGACCGACGAGGCGACCAUGGUGCUCCCCCCGGCGGACUACAGCGGCGUCUCGCGGCGCACCGCCGUCAAGAACACCGCAAACUACAACCACCAGCAUUCCCCAACGCCCUCUGCGGCCUCCUCCUCCUCGUCCGAUCCCCACACGGCUAACGGCACCUCCAGACCUCAGGCUGCUUACCUGGCGGGAGGGAACCCGUUCUCCACAGUCCGGCUACGUCCAACGGUCACCAACGACCGCUCCGCGCCGGCCGUCUGACCGCUCCACAACUUCCUGUCCGCCUUCCUGCAUCAUCUGACGGGGACGUGUCGCUCCGCGCUGCCUUCACUGGUCUGGAACCAGACGGGACUCGGCCAGCACCGACACAAAACAAUGCCAUUGGAAUCUGGGAUCCCCUCACUGCUACUCUCACUUUGAAGUAUUUUGGGACCGUUUUAUUUUCCAAAACAGAUGCUCACAUAUUUAAGAUAUGAUAUAUAUUUUGUCUGUCGUCCCUGUUUGUGGUAGCGAUGUUGGAAGGACCACGUGCUGACCGACGCUUGAGAAAUGGAUGAAAGCGGUCAGAGGAAAGACUGCGACGUACUAAUGCUGUUGAUGUUGCUUGUCCAUUGACUGUUGCCAUAGCAGCAGGACGUACUUCACAUGUUGCAUCUUAGUGGCGAUGCUUUGAUGUUGACUGUUGCCGCGAGGACAGAAAUCCCUCUGAAAAUCUUCCACCCCUCUUGUAUAUAUACAUUUGUACAACAGUCCUUUGCCAUCUAGACAGGACUUUCGCCUUAAUAAAACAAACGGAACUUCUGUAAAGAAAUAUCAGUUCACUGUUGUGUCCUUCAAAUGGUGGACGGUCACCUCGUCUUCACAUCGGCAGUGCAGUCCUUUCUGCUUUAAUCAUUGCACAUGUAGUUUUAAGACCAGUCUGUCGACUUGUUUUUGACCCACAUUACAAUCUUAAUAGAAUUUGCUGUAUGAAAAAUAAAGAUGUAUUUCUUCAA